AUGACAAUUGGUCAUGUUCAUUGUCACAAAGAUCAGAUGAGUGGAGAAAAGAUAAAUGUACGUGUUGAAAAUGAUUUGAAAGUUGACACUGUUCUUAUUUUACAUUGUCGAUCAUCAAAUAGUGAUCUUGGAGAAAAAACACUUCAUAGUGGACAAUUUGUGGAAUGGUCUUUCAAUGCAAAUGCCAACAACAUUAUUCUCUAUUCAUGUGAGAUAAAAUGGAACAACAAGCAACAAAAUUUCAUAGUUUACGAAUCAACUAAGGAUAAAACAACAUGCACAUCUAAAUGUCAUCGCAGCAUUUAG
Molecule: messenger RNA, 306 nt
Organism: Lathyrus sativus (Indian pea)
Lineage: Eukaryota; Viridiplantae; Streptophyta; Magnoliopsida; Fabales; Fabaceae
Source: the annotation of a GenBank genome assembly